Molecule: messenger RNA, 2019 nt
Organism: Leishmania major strain Friedlin
Lineage: Eukaryota; Euglenozoa; Kinetoplastea; Trypanosomatida; Trypanosomatidae
Exons: 1
Coding region: 1-2019 (672 amino acids)
Source: RefSeq, a predicted model, not a curated record
AUGCAGACCUACGAGGCAGGAGCGCUCGAUACUGCGAACCGUCACGCGAUGCCUGGCUCGUCGGCACCAUUACCACCCCCAGCAGAGCACUUGGCCGCGGAGGGGAUCGUCUCUGCAACGCCACUGCCACCUCUGCCGACGAAUGCACACUCGCUGAGGCAACCGUUACUGCUCGACAUCGCGUUCGUCGGCAAGGCGUAUGCGCUCUUGCAGUACGUGGCGCUCGUGCUACUCACCGCCACGGUGGUGCUGCUGACCGUGUUCUCGUUCAACCGUUCUCACGUGUCCCACGUGGAGGAUGCGACGGCGUGCAAUCGCUACCCCUUCGAUAACGUUAUCCCACCCGACUUGGCCUUUAGUCUGAUUUGUUUUCUGCUCAACGGUGUCUUCGCCGUCCGCUACGCUGUGCGGGCAGUGCGCUACGAGAAGGGCGGCCUCCUCGUCGUGCAGGUCGUCGUUGUUGCGCUGCAGGUGUGCCGCGCUGCCUACUUUCUACUCUUUGUGGCGCGACGCUGCAUGCGCGUGUCUUCCGAGUCGUCUUCGCCGCCGUUUCCACGGCCGCUUUGGCCGUCGCUGCGCGCCGGUACCCGCGGCAGCAUCGCCAGCAUCUUCAGCAGCGGCGUUGAUACCUCUGGCAUCGAAGGCGCAUUUAUCGUCGAUAACCCUGCGCCGGCGGCUGGGUCGGUCCCGCAGCCACUCUUCACCCUCACCUGCGCCAGCAUUGUCGCCAGUGUGUCGCUCUUUCUGACCGCCUCAGUGCUGUCGCCGUGGGUGUACGCAAGUUUCGGCUGGCGGCGUUACGCGCAGGGCAUCGUGCAGGUUUCCUUGUCCCGCGUGCGGCAGAGGCUGACAGUGCUGCGGACGUGCGUGCAGCUGGACAGAGUCAUCACUGCAAACGGGUACCUUGCUACGGUGUUCUUGCUGGACAGCUGGCCGGAUCAGCGAACGCUGUUGCUGAUGACACUCGCCACCUUUGCGGUGCACUACUUCCUUAUCCCCAUGCUGCGGCGUUCGCGGCACUGGUGGCCCCUUCUGUGCGCUGCAGGUGUGCUGGUGACGGUGAGCGCCUACUACGCCGCCGUGAUUGGGGGUGCGCUCCGCAAGGACCACCGUCUGCAAUCUGUAUCCAGCUCUCCCUGGCACAGCGAAUGCUACACGGAUCGGCUGCGCAAGUGCCUCUAUGAAAUCUCUGCCGAGUACCCAGUCAGCAUUUUCCGCGACGCAUCUGCCGUUGACAGUGAUGGCGCCUUGCGCCUCUCCUACAAUCAGCAUGAGCGAGCUCGGCGGCAGGCGCCGCUAGCGACGGUUCGUCGACACGCCUCGCCGUUUGAUGCAGCGCACGGCGCACUAUGGCGACACGGCAGCCGAGACGCUCGUGUGAGUUCGGGGUUGACUUCGCCUUUCUUUGCGCUAGCUGUGCCUUCUCGAUCAGCGCUGCCACUGCGGCGUGUGAACAAUGCGACGGACACGUACUUGCCCACCUACGGUGCGUACCCCGACUACUUCCGCAUACAGGGCUGCAACGCGACCUGCUUCCUUGCGCGCGAGGAGCACGACAACAUUUUCUUUGAGCGGCGCAUCGCCGGCUGCUGCGCCGAGUACGGGCAGUGCCGGCUCAAGGAUGACUAUCGUACGUACGCGGUACUGCUGCUCUUGGUGUUGAUGCUCUGCUCCUCCGCUGUCCGGGUGGUCUUGCUUGCCGUUGCGUGGCGGAGAUGGGUGGAGGAGGAUGACGUGACGAUUGCGCUCUUUGUCCAGGCGCAUUGCCGCUGCCACCAUCUCGGCGGGUACUGCCGACAGCGCCGGUACACGCGUCAAGAGCAUGGGCAUCGCCACAGACGUGCUGCGGCUGCCGUAGGUGGCGGUGGCCCUAUUUCCCAAUCACCACGUAGGCCACAUGCGUCGCACGCCGCCACCUUCUCAGCGUCACCGCCACCGACGCAGAACCUUCCGUGGGAUGUGGAGCAGUAUGUCGCAUGGAGACAGCGGCAGCAGCGUACUGCCGAGAGCACGAUCUGA